AUGGCCUUUGUCCUCAAUGUCCCUGAGACCCCAGAUGACUGGAGUCAGGAGCCCAGUCCUUAUGAUGAGGAUGAAGUCCACCACUCCUUCCACCAGCUCAUUCAGGAGCAGAGCCAGUGGGUGGGGGCCUCAGGGUCGGAGGCCGGGCUGCAGCUGACUCCUGGACCAGCAGCCCUUCUUACUGUGGUAGAUGGUGACCAUCAGGCCGGCCCCGGGCCUGAGGGCGCCCCUGCGUACAGUGCGGCCACGCUCCGCAUCCUGGCGAGUAUGCCCAGUCGCACCAUCGGCCGCAGCCGCGGCGCCAUCAUCUCCCAGUACUACAACCGCACAAUGCAGCUGCGGCGCUGUGGCCGGCGGCCCCUGCUCGGUGCCGAGGGGCGCGGUGCCCGGCCCAGCCUGCGCUCGCUAGACCUGGAGCUGGACCCCACGGCCCGCGAGGAGGAGGAGAAGCGCGCCCUUCUGGUCACGGAGCUCCAGGGCCUGACGGGGGCCCAGCAGGACCAGUUGCUCCGAGGGAUGCCCCUGAGCCUGGCUGAGAAGCGCUGCCUGCGACAAGAGAGCCGGACCCCGAGUGGGAAACAGAGGGGCUGGCAGGCCCAGCGUGGGGUCUGGUCCUGCUGCAGCCGGCUGAAGUAUGGCUGUGUUCUGGCCUUUCACAACUUGGGGCUUGGGCUGCUGUCAGGCCUGAGUGCCCUGACGCCGUGGCGCUACACCCUGAAGCGGAUCGGGGGACAGUUUGGCUCCAGCGUGCUGUCCUACUUCCUCUUCCUCAAGACCCUGCUGGUCUCCAACGCCCUCCUGCUGCUGCCCUUGCUGGCCUUCAUCGUGGGCGUGCAGGCCGCCUUCCCUCCUGACCCACGGGGCCCCGCCCCCACCUUCACGGGGCUGGAGCUCCUCACGGGCGCGGGCUAUUUCACCCAUACCGUCAUGUACUACGGCUACUACAGUAACUUCACCUUGAAUCAGCCAUGCACCCAUCCACCAGACGGAGCUCAGUGCACCCCGGGGGCAGGCGACCUGCCCUACAACAUGCCCCUGGCCUACCUCUUCACCAUGGGUGCGAUCUUCUUUACCACCGGCAUCACCCUGGUUUACAGCAUGUCCCGUUCCUUUGGGGAGAGUUACAGGGUGGGGAGCACCUUGGGCAUCCAUGCCAUCACCGUCUUCUGCUCCUGGGACUACAAGGUGACCCAGAAGUGGGCCUCCCGUCUCCAGCAGGACAACCUCCGGACUCAGCUGAAGGAGCUGCUGGCUGAAUGGCAGUUGCGGCAGAGGCCCCGCAGUGUGUGCGGGCGGCUGCGGCGGGCGGCCGUGCUGCUCCUCGUGUGGUUCCUGUGCCUGGCGACUGUGCUGGGCUGUGCCGUGGGUGUCUACACCUUCUCGGAGCUCAUGAUCCAGAGUCCAGUGGCCACUGGCCAGGAGGUGGGGCUGCUGGUCCUGCCCCUGGUGGUCAGCCUUGCCAACCUGCUGGUCCCCUACCUGUACCGCUUGCUGGCCACCCUGGAGCGGCACGAGUCUCCGGUGCUGGAGGUGUACGUGGCUGUCUGCAGGAACCUGCUCCUCAAGGCCAUCCUCCUGGGCAUCUUGUGCUACCACUGGCUGGGCCGCAGAGUGGGCGCCCUGAAGGGCCAGUGCUGGGAGGAUUUUGUAGGCCAGGAGCUGUACCGCUUCGUGGUGAUGGAUUUCAUCUUCACGCUGCUGGACACGCUCUUCGGGGAGCUGGUGUGGAGGCUCGUGUCCGAGAAGAAGUCGAGGAGCCGCCGGAAGCCGGAAUUUGACAUCGCAGGGAACCUCCUGCAGCUGAUUUACGGGCAGACGCUGACCUGGUUGGGGGUCCUCUUCUGCCCCCUCCUUCCGGCCGUGCAGGUCCUCAAACUGCUGCUCCUCUUCUACGUCAAGAAGACGAGCCUGAUGGCCAACUGCCAGGCGCCACGCCGGCCCUGGCUGGCCUCCCACAUGAGCACCGUCUUCCUCACACUCCUGUGCUUUCCCUCCUUCCUGGGCGCCGCUGUCUUCCUCUGCUCCGCCAUCUGGCAGGUGAAGCCGUCAAGCACGUGCGGCCCCUUCCAGACACUGGACACCAUGUACGAGGCAGGCAAGGUGUGGGUGCGUCACCUGCAGCGGGCCGGGCCCAGGGUCUCCUGGCUGCCCUGGGUCUACCACUACCUGCUGGAGAACACCUUCCUCAUCUUCCUGGUGUCGGCCCUGCUGCUGGCUGUCAUCUACCUCAACAUCCAGGUGGUGAAGGGCCAGCGGAAAGUCAUUUGUCUUCUCAAAGAGCAGAUCAGCAACGAGGGCGAAGACAAAAUGUUCUUGAUUAACAAGCUGCACUCUGUCUACGAGAAGAAGGAGAGGAGCAGGUGA
Orycteropus afer afer is the source of this 2364-nucleotide messenger RNA. It is a transcript of the gene TMC6, whose product is annotated as transmembrane channel like 6. The transcript has 19 exons. Bases 1 to 2364 code for a protein of 787 amino acids. Gene Ontology annotation, cellular component: plasma membrane. Gene Ontology annotation, molecular function: mechanosensitive monoatomic ion channel activity. The record is from RefSeq and is a predicted model, not a curated record. NCBI's taxonomy places the organism in Eukaryota, Metazoa, Chordata, Mammalia, Tubulidentata, Orycteropodidae.